CUUACCGUCUAAACAUAAGCGCGACUCCCUUCAGACGCGCAUGCGUUGCUCUUCAUUUCAAAAACUGGCAUGUUUCUUUGCUUGUGUGCCUGGAAACUGUACUAAAGUUGGGAAAACCUCGUAUAAUCAAAAGUAAAUUGCAAUCUAUAUAAAUAAAAAUGAAUGUAUGUCUUAUGGCUGUCCAAACCGUUUAUCCGAUUGCGAUAACAUUUUGGGAAAUGGUUGGACGUUUGUCUGCGAAGGUUUCAAUAUGAAUAGUUCGGUGGGUACGCGAGGUGAGGCGGCGCAGCCACCGAAACCGAGCGUAUGUCCCAUCCAAGGAAACGAGAUUUUCCAAAGGCAGUACGAAGGUCGCCGAAUCCUCUAGUGGAGAAUAAAAGCACAUUUACACUAGAAAAGUACACCAUUUCUUUUAUGAAAAGUAAGAAGAUAAUACAUGAUUUGUUUAUGUAUUUUCAGUUCAAAAAAUUGGAGUUUAAUGUUUAGGUUCAUCGUGCUUGGAUUGAAUCGGGGCAGACGAUCUUUAUCAGGGUCACAGCUUGCAGGUUGGUUGGUUUGCCUCUUGUUUUAGCGUGCGCUAAAGUAAUCUAUAUAAAAUUGGAACAUUAUUCCAAUAACUUUUGAAGUGCCUGACAAAAGAAGAUUAAUUACUUCCUAGGGGUGGUUAAAUUGUUUUGAAAAUGGCGCCGACCUUAAAAAAAAACGCACAUGCUUCUUGAUGGAGAGUCACGCUUAGAUGUAGAGCAGGUGUGCUGUGAUUGGAUGCGCCAUGAUGGGACAUGCGCCGAAGCGCGCUCGUCAGUCUGACAUUCGAGCAAUACUCGUAAUGGGUUUCACUUUAAUACUUGUUAAUUAACUUAUUACUUUGUUAAGUACCUAAAAUAAUUAAGGUUUAGUUAAUCGACCUUUAAGUGAAAACACCCGGAGGUUUAAAUAACGACCAAGGAAAUUCAAGCAAUGAUUUAAGCCUUUAUUUGCAUUUAUUGAUUACGUCAUUAAGCCAUUUUGUGUACUGUGAGCUUUGUUCGCAUUGUUUUUGCGAGUUCGCGAGAGGUUUUUCUUAGAAAACCAAGUUUCUUACAAGGCGUGCUUUAAAGUUUCUCCAAAAUUCCCGUGCCUACGAGAAAGUACGACACCACCGGAAUCGGUAGCGGCGGUGACAAUAUGAACAAGAGGAAAAACAGAGGGGGGCCGUUAAGAUUCUUUAACAGGCCACCUCGCGUGCGAUCGGUGGUCACCGAAGGGGUCUACAAUAACGCGCACUUCAUGCACGCCGCCACAUCGCACGUCGGAAACGUCGUUCGUAUACAAACGGCAUCGGGCAGCGUCUGGGAAGGCGUCUUCCGUACGUUCUCGUCCCAAUUCGACGUUGUCCUGGAGGUGCCCGCCAAGGUGGAGAAUCCGGAAUCGGGCAACUCGACGUUAAUACCCGACGCGGUCGCCGAUAAGCUCAUAUUCAAAACGUCCGACAUAAUAAGCAUGGUAGCUAGGGACGUCGAUUUGGAUUUCGCGACGCGCGACACCUUCCAAACCGAUACGGCGAUCUCGGCGAAGUUCAACGGCCAGCAGAAGAGCGGCGAGGAGAAGGAGCUCGAGCCGUGGGACCCGUCGUCGGGCGUCAACGGCGACGAGACCUCGCUCGAGCUCGAGCCGGGCGCGAACGGCUGGGACGCGAACGACAUGUUCAGGAAGAACGAGCAGGAUUACGGGGUGACCAGCACGUACGAUCAGUCGUUGCGCGGUUACACCGUUCAGCUGCAGCAUACAGAUUCGCCGGACUAUAGGGAACAAGAGGCCAAGGCGGAACAGAUAGCGAGCGAAAUCGAGAAUCAACCGACUUAUAAGGCAAGGCAGGAUGUGGAAAACGGCGACGAAGAGGAACGAUUUGCAGCUGUGAUAAGGCCGGUAGUACCGAAUCAAGAUGUAAGUUAUUCGAAACCAGGUCUGGAUACCACUACGAGUGGAGGCAAGUACAUACCUCCGGCAAAGAGAAAGAAUCAAACGUCCGGGAAGUUGAUGCGCAGUACACCGCCACCUUCUCAGGGCAGCAGUGCUCAAACAACACCUUCUCCUAAAAGUAAUAUGCCCCCACUCCAGUACCCCGCACAUCCCCCGCCCCCUCACACGAACGCAACGCCACCUGUUGCUCACGUACGUGAAAAUAGAGACGUUCACAUACCGCCCCAAGGUCCCAUACACUUAUCGCAAACGCCCCCGAUGAGUAUGCAACAGCACGUAAUACCGAACCACACGGCGCCGCACAUUUACAAUCCCCCCCUUCAGAGGCAACCUCCGCCCCCGAACGGGGGGUCGAAUCCGCCGAAAGCCCAGCUUAACGGCGACGCCAAACAGAUGCCGCCGAGGAACGUGCGCAACGCCUAUCCCACGCAAAACAGUAACGUUCCGAGUCCGGUGCCGCAGCCCCGACACAGGGAGGAGGUGAAGGAACUGCACAAGUUUUCGCAGGACUUCAAGCUGGCGCAGCCGCCGACGGAAUCGCUAGUUCUGCCGCCGGAGCAAAUGCCGGCGGCGGCGAACCCGCCACUGCCGUCGACGCAACCUCAACAGUCGAUUUCGCCGCCGCAGGAGAACUUGGACAAGGUCACGAGCACAUUCAAAAAGUCAACGUUAAAUCCCAACGCGAAAGAGUUUGUGUUGAAUCCGACCGCAAAACCUUUUACCCCCAGAUCUCCCAGUACACCGAGUGCGAGCAGACCUCACACGCCGCAGACGCCCAGUCACAGUCCGUAUAUACCGCAGACGGUAAGCGGUCCACCGGGUCAACCGUCGAUGCCGAUGGUUAUGGGUUACAUGCUUCCGAGUCAAGGUCAGUACCCGCCACAGGCACAUCCUCAAGGUAACAGGAUACGAAAAGUGGUUCGAUUUUCAGUUCCGAUGGGUCAAAUGCGCGCGGACAUGGCGUCGCAAAUGCAGGUCGCCGCGGCGACCGGUCAACCUUUGCUGGCGCCCGCCCCCCUACAACAGUUCGUGUAUCCAUCCAGUAUAAAUCCGCAGGCGGCCUAUCAACAAAUGCACACUUUACGCAUGUACGAAUCACCGCAGAUCCAAUACAUACCGCAGAAUCCGUCAAACGCCCCGAGUCCGGCUCAACCGCCGACCCCGUACACGCCCAACCAAGGACAUCAACCGCCCCAGCAGUACCAAGCGACCCAGCCCCCACAAGGACCCCAGUUUCAGAUUAUGUGCCCGGUGCUACCGCCACCGCACAUGAUGCCCACCAGCAUGCACUAUAUACAACAACCGCCACCUCCACAGGCACCCAUACAAGUUCUCCUACAGCAACCGCCACAUCAACCUCAACACGCCCCGGCUCCCUAGUAUUAAAUUACAAUUUUAGUUAAAUUUUAACAUCCCUCUCUCCCUUUCCCCCAUUUUCCCUCCCGUAUCCCCCUCCCAAACUACCCGCACGCCCGUACGUUUCCAUCGGGUACGCGCGCGUGACCGCGUUGUUUUAAAUCGCGAACUUCUUUUUUAGUUCCACUCGGCGCCGCGUGACCUCGGCGGCGCUUAGGCAAAACAAAAAAAACUAAUCGCAAUUCAUCAAUCGUUCAUUCCAUUUUAAGGUUACUCCUGCAUUAUUUCACUUCUAUUCACUUGUUGCCUUUUUCAUAAUGUGUAAUAAAAGCGCCCCUUGCCCCCCCUCACCUUAUUUGAAACAAUUUUAAUGACGAAAUAAUACGACAAGAGAUUUAUUUGCGAAAUUUCAAUGCAGGUGCCUUACUCUCAUUAUUACUACGACUCAUUUUUUAAGUGUAUUUACAAUCGGCACCCAUUAUUAUGGUCACCAAUUUGUUUUUGUUGUAUGUUUUAAAUUAUAUUCGCAGUAAAAAAAAAGCGUUGACGCUA
This is a messenger RNA of Photinus pyralis (common eastern firefly), 3867 nucleotides long. Its product is annotated as ataxin-2 homolog. The record is from RefSeq and is a predicted model, not a curated record. The transcript is spliced from 7 exons. Gene Ontology annotation, cellular component: cytoplasmic stress granule. Gene Ontology annotation, molecular function: RNA binding. Lineage: Eukaryota; Metazoa; Arthropoda; Insecta; Coleoptera; Lampyridae. Gene Ontology annotation, biological process: cytoplasmic stress granule assembly. Bases 1165 to 3339 code for a protein of 724 amino acids.